Messenger RNA from Aspergillus ibericus CBS 121593, 726 nucleotides. RefSeq lists its product as uncharacterized. The coding region runs from base 1 to 726 and encodes 241 amino acids. The record is from RefSeq and is a predicted model, not a curated record. Lineage: Eukaryota; Fungi; Ascomycota; Eurotiomycetes; Eurotiales; Aspergillaceae. The transcript has 2 exons.
AUGCCCUCCCGCAAAUCCCCCCAUCACAAAGACCCCAUCCGCGUCCUCACGAAGCACCAAGACGCCACCACCAAAGAAAUCAUCUACCGCGUCCAACUCCACGACCAAAUCAAAUACAUAAGCGUUGCACCCACCACCUACCCCCCCAAAACAGAAAUCAACAUCCCCAUCCCCCAUCUCUCCGCCUUCGGCACCCACAACGCAGCCCGAGCCUACCGCACCAAACCCGACCACCACUUCAAAUACACCUUCGAACACUGGCCAGGCGUGAAAAGGUCCUUCCUAUGGCACCCCACGCACAUCCACUGCCCGAACUGGGAAGACCCCCUCACUCUCAGCACCGCCAUCCGCACCGCCCUGCCCCCCUCCAUCGCCACCUCCACCUGCUACACCAAAUUCAACCUAAUCAACAUCACCGAACUCGAAACCGAGACCAUGAUCUACCGUCUCCUGAAGAACAAUAACAUCCUCCACCUUGCGCCGGAAUUCCGGGGCCAUUUGAAUGAAAACGGCCGGGUCAUGGGGUUCGUCUUGCAGAAGGUGGGCGAGGGACGGCCGUCGGGGGUGGAUUUCGAGGCCUGUCGAGGCGUGUUGCAGCGGUAUCAUGAGUUGGGAUUGUUGCAUGGGAAUAUCACCAAGGAGCAUUUUUUGAUUCAGGCGGAUGGGACGGCGAGGAUGGUUCGUAGUAGUAGAUAUCAAGCCUCAGGCAUCGCAUCGUGGCAGUGA